GUCGCACUAAUUAUAACUUCCGCUUUAUGGUGUGGACAUAAUUUGUCUCUUGGCCUUGCUAUUAUUGUAAACAAUAUGAUGAAUUGCAUGCUGAUAGAGGAGGGAAGCAAGAUAUGACAACUUUCUCUAAUGUUUUGUUUAUAUCUGUGCUUUGGACAUGUAUGCAUCAUGUGUCCACCCAGAGCUACCCAAUCAUCCACUCAAGUAAGAGCAUUGAGGUAGAAGAAGGACAUAACUUAGAAGUAAGGUGCAGUGUCAGUGCCAAUGGGGGCCCCCCUAAAGCACUGUACUGGCGAGGGGUGUGGAAAUCAGAGGAUGAGAUCCACCAAGAGUGGGCAGACAACUUCACCAGGACACUGAUUAUCAAGAAUAUCACUGGGAAAGAUGCUGGCAUCUACCAGUGUUUCUACAAUAGCUCCACACUGCAAACAAAGAAAGGACUCUCCAUACGAGUCAUCUCAAAGUUGGCUACAGGUGCCAGGUGUCAUAGUAAACAGUUUUUAUGCGAGUCUGAUAAAGUCUGUAUUCCCAUGGAACAACGUUGCAAUAAACAUCCAGACUGUAUUGACGGAUCAGAUGAAAGAAACUGUCAGUACGCCAAGUGUGAGGACAUGUUUAUUUGUCAGAACCAGCGGUGCAUCAACAAGACGUUGGUGUGUGACAGCCAGCACAUAGACCACUGUGGAGACUGGUCAGAUGAGUAUUGUCUCAUCACAGAUGACCAGUACCCCCAAACAGAGGUGAUCAAUGCCACAUCAAACCUGCCCAGUGACAAGACACAGAUGUCGUGGCUGAAGACCACGGUCUACGCUGUGAUUGGGUGUACCGUCGGCACGGUUCUCCUGAUCUCCGUCAUCGUGGUGAUUGUAUUCAGGUUCAGAAUGAAGAGCUUCCCACGCUCUGCUGAAAGAAUGUUACGACAGUACCAUAGGACAGUCAGCAGUCAGAAUCAACAAGACAAUAAUCAGAAUGCCAUAGAGAUGGACCCUUUUCUGUCUGCGUCUUCUACUUACGGAAACAUUAUUGUGAAUGUGAACAAUGGCAUUCAGUACAUACCAAGGAGUGAGAUUUCUCCCAUUGGUGUGCCACCUUCAUAUUCUGAUGUAGAAAGGGAGAUAAAUAUGGGCAGAGGAUCUCCCCCACCGCUAUAUAGUACCAUAGACAGGAAUCCUGCUCGUGAAGUGAUUAAUUUCAAUAAUUACAUUAUUCAUGAAUCUUCAAUAGCCAGUGCGUGUGCCACUUGCUUGCCAUCCUUAUCUCGUGAUUCUUCCAUUUUAUCAGAAGGAGAACUGUAUGUUCAGCAAACACGACCCACCUCAAAUACGUGUAGCGUUUCUGUUCAGACCUCUUCUGAUGAACCAGAGGGUCGUACCAGGGAGAAUUCUCGCUCCUGUCAAUGCCAGUCUAUAACAGUUCAAAACGGGGCCAUAUUACUAACAGAUUUAUGUUCUCCACAUGAAAAUUGUGAAUCUCUUCAAUCAGAAUCCAUUCAGACAGACAAUGCGUCAUGCGGUAGAGUGUGUCAGUUAAAUGUUCAAGACGGUGCCAUAGUGUUGACCAGCGAUACUGUUCACAGUAACCCACCUUGUGUGGAUAGUCAAGAGAUCCAACGAGAGAACCAGGACAAUGUCAAUGCAUCUAUCAGGGCUGAGGGCAAUAAUCAUAAUGAGGUCCAGGGCAAUGUUAAUAGUGAGAUCCAGGGCAAUAAUAGCAGUGAAGAGUGCCCUUCCUCUAUGGAGUCAGGCCCAGCCCAAAUUCAAGUAGAGGGAGGGCAGAUAGUGUUAAGAGGAAACAUUGUCCCUACAGAGACUGUGUCUGUGUCACAGCAGACAGGGGGUACAACCUCUUCACCCCCACAUAUUGCUAUUCAGGAGGGACAGGUCGUCCUUCAAUGAGUAUAAACUAUACUGAGGUGCGACCAGUUCUUGCCGAGUACCAUUCUUGCCAGUACAUUGUGAAGUCAUUUUAUCAAGACAUAAAAUUAUAGACGUCACAAUGUACUGGCGAGAAAUGGUACUCGGUGAGAACUGGUCGCAUGCCAGUACAGCGUAAAGAAGGAAGUUUUAAAUAAAGAUCUGUGUUUUAACUGUUUUUUUGUGAAAAAUUUAGGAAAUAGAAAAAAGGGAAUUUAGAACUGCACAGUAUCAAUAUCAAUGUUUUGAAAUAUAUUCUUAGAAUGAAUUUAAUGUAUAUUAAGUAAACAUUUUUGAAAAAAUAUGUAGAUACAUGUACACUUAAAUAAUUUUGAAAGAGCACAUGAAUUUUCAUAUACGUGUUUGUUUUUGGUUGUGUAUAAAGAAAAGGUUGUUACAUAUGAGAGACUUUGGUUUGCAUUAGAUGAGAGUUGUUGUUCUUUGGACUUGUUAUCCAUUGCCAGUGUUUUCCAGUAUUUCAAUGUGCCAAAAUAUGGAUGGUACAAUACAUAAGAUAAAGAGAAUUUAUGUCAACUAAUGAUGUUAUUGCAUGUGUUUAAAAAAAUCCAAUCCCUUUAAUUAAGUUCAUGUAAUCUUAUUUUAUAUACAAGUUUGGUGAAAUUUUGUGGUUUAUUUCACUUCUAACAAAAAGACAUUUCUUGGGUGUAUAUUUUCAAAGUAAACACAAUCAUCACCUUGGAAUCAAUGUUUUGAAUUCGGAAAUCAAAUGUAUUUAAGAAAGAACUCAAUGUCUACCCAAGUUAUACGAGUAUAACCUGGGUUAAAGCAAUUUACAGUUUUUAGCUCACCUGAGCUGAAAGCUCAAGUGAGCUAUUCUGAUCACAUUUUGUCUGUCGUCCGUCUGUCCGUCCAUCUGUCUGUCUGUCCGUAAACUUUUCACAUUUUCAACAUCUUCUCAAGAACUACUAGGCCAAUUUCAACCAAACUUGGCACAAAUCAUCCUUAGGCAAAGGGGAUUCAAAGUUGUGAAAAUUAAGGGCCACACCCGUUUUCAAGGGGAGAUAAUUAGAAAUUAAUGAAAAAUUUCGAGAAAUUUUCAAAAAUCUUCUUCUCAAGAACCAGAAAGCCAGGAAAGCUGAAACUUGUAUGGAAGCAUCCUCGGGUAGUGUAGAUUCAAAGUUGUGAAAUUCAUGACCCCCGGGGGUAGGGUGGGGCCACAAUGG
Magallana angulata is the source of this 3097-nucleotide messenger RNA. RefSeq lists its product as uncharacterized. The transcript is spliced from 5 exons. The coding region runs from base 114 to 1895 and encodes 593 amino acids. The record is from RefSeq and is a predicted model, not a curated record. NCBI's taxonomy places the organism in Eukaryota, Metazoa, Mollusca, Bivalvia, Ostreida, Ostreidae. Gene Ontology annotation, molecular function: protein binding.